AGCUGUGUGUGCCCUCAGGAGCUCCUGGUGAGAGCUGUGUGUGCCCUCAGGAGCCCCUGGUGAGCUGUGUGUGCCCUCAGGAGUGUUGCUGAGUGUUUGGAACUGUGUUUGCUGCUGUGUUGGGUUGGUAUUGCCAGGUUCUGGUGGUGGGGGGUUCUGUGAGAAGCUGCCAGAAGGUUCCCCCGUGUCCGUGGAGCCAAUUCCAGCCGGAUCCAGGACAGACCCACCACUGGCCAAGGCUGAACCCAUCAGGGAUGGUGGUGACACCUCUGGGAUAACACAUUCCCACCUCCCUGCACUGCUGGGGGAGAACUUGGGAAGGAGGGGGGGGGAAAGGUGUUUUUAAGAUUUAUUUUACUUCUCAUUCUCCUGCUCUGAUUCCAUUGGUAACAAAUUCAGUUCAUGUCCCACCCUGAGCCUGUUCUGCCCGUGAUGGUGCUCGGGGAGGGAUCUCCCCCAGUCCUCAUCUCGACCCACAAACCCGUGUUGUGUUUUCUCUCCUCUGCCCAGUUGCAGAGGGCAGUGACAGAGAGGUUUGGUGUCCAGGGCCAACCCCCCUCCCCAGCUCUCUGGUCAGAUGUAGGGCCAAAGAAAAAUGAGGGUAUGGCCACAGGGGGUGGAAGAAGGAAGAGGUUUGAAGUCAGAAGAUGUUCUUGUUAGGGAGUGGUUUCUGCAGGAUAACAAUGACUAAUACCUGAAUGAUGGGAAAGCAGCAUCAUUCCUUCUGGAACGUUCUUGUUCUGCUGAUUGGAGAACUCCAGGCAACUCAAAAAAGGCAAAAGAGACAGGAUAAUUUGUUUUAAAGGCAAUAUGAGAUAAAAGUUCAAACCCAAACAGUCUCUCUGAUGAAGAAAUGAUGUCUAACGAGGCUUAAAAGGCCUUGGAGUCACAGAGAGCAACACCUCUGGCCAGUCCCUGCCAGAGCCUGCCCUUUAAUCCUGGCUUUAUAAUGAAAAAAACUGCAUUUAUUACUACAAAGACUGAAAGGCAGCCUCAGGAGGGGAAGGUGCUGACAUCACCUGGAAAUGUGGCCCCGCUCCACCCAGGUGGCUGAAACCCCAGCCCGGUUCUGGCUGAAAAAUACCCUGAACACAUUUUGGCCUCUGAUGCUGCUGCCUGAAAGGAGCCAGUGAGGCUGACUGGGCAGGGCAGGGGCAGGGAAAUGAAAAGGCAGCGUUGCAGGGAAGGUAAACAACCACCAGUUUACUUAAUUGGGAUGCUUUGCAUAAAAUAUGAGCUUGUUGGUAAAUACAUUCCAUGUGCAAAGCCGCGUCUGGGCCCGGGGCUGAGCGGGGCUCUAUAAAACCCGGCCAGCUGCAGGUCCCUCAUCCACUUCUCUGCCUGCUCCUCCUCGGUGAACCAGGUGAGCUGCAGGAGCCUUUGCCUCCCUCUUCCCUUUCCCUUCCUCUCUUUUUCUUCUGGCCUCUACCAGAUCUUUGCCUCUGUGCAGCUUUCCCUGAGAACUUUGGUCUCCCUCCUGCUGUCUGUGCUGCCCCUGUUCUUCACUGAGGAGGGGCUGGGCUUUCCUUACAGGGAAAAAUCUUUGGGGUCAGGGCUGUUGAAUCUCCCUUCCUCCCUGUUCAGACUGUCCUUUCUCUCCCAGUCUGUGUUUCCUUUUGCUGAGCAGGAUCUCAGGCCGUGCCUCACGCUCUGCCCGUGCUGUCCCUGCCCUGUGUGCCAGGUGUGCCACCCCCAGCCAUGUCCUGCUACGACCUGUGCCGUCCCUGCGGCCCCACCCCGCUGGCCAACAGCUGCAACGAGCCCUGUGUGAGGCAGUGCCAGGACUCCCGGGUGGUGAUCCAGCCCUCGCCCGUGGUGGUGACGCUGCCCGGGCCCAUCCUGAGCUCCUUCCCCCAGAACACCGCCGUGGGCUCCACCACCUCCGCCGCCGUGGGCAGCAUCCUCAGCGAGGAGGGAGUGCCCAUCAACUCCGGGGGCUUUGGCCUUGGUGGCCUCGGUGGCUACGGCCUCGGUGGGCGCUACUGUGGCCGGAGGUGCCUGCCCUGCUAAAGCCUGAGCCCAGCGAGGGCCUCGCCCAGGGAGCCCAAAGCCGGACUGAGGAUGGAGCUGCUGGCCAGCGCUCGCCCAGGGCUUUCCUCCUGCUGCCCAGGAGGGAGGCAGAGGUGGCCAGCUGAUGUCUCGUGCUUGUCCUGCUCUCUUCUGCUCCUCGGGAGCCCCUGUUGUCUCUGCCCUGCUGUGCCGGGGGUCCCUCCUGCCUCCAGCGCAGCGGGGUCCUGCUCCUGGCGCUCUGCCCGGGGGGG
Messenger RNA from Pseudopipra pipra, 2261 nucleotides. RefSeq names its product feather beta keratin-like. The record is from RefSeq and is a predicted model, not a curated record. Gene Ontology annotation, molecular function: structural constituent of cytoskeleton. NCBI's taxonomy places the organism in Eukaryota, Metazoa, Chordata, Aves, Passeriformes, Pipridae. Gene Ontology annotation, cellular component: intermediate filament.